CCGACGCCGCGCCGCCUUACGCGGAGCCCGACUGUCUCGACUCGCGACUCAGCACUGUCUUCUUUCCCAGGACUGGUUCCGAGGGGCCCGCAGGCGCCCAGACUCGCCCCCCGCCGGAGUGUCCCGGCCCGGCCCGGGAGCGGCCCCUUGUAGAGGUUCGAGGAGCCUGCCGAGUGCCAUCCCGGCGCCCGACCGCCCACCGCCCGGCCCGCCGGCCCGCUUCUUCCUGAUGCAGACUGCCGUCCACUAGAGGUUGGACAGACCCCCGAGGUGAUUCAUGGCAGGGGACGUGGAAGGAUUCUGUUCCUCCAUCCAUGACACCAGUGUCUCUGCCGGGUUCAGAGCACUGUAUGAGGAGGGAUUGCUUCUUGAUGUCACUCUGGUUAUUGAAGAUCAUCAGUUCCAGGCCCAUAAAGCACUCUUGGCCACCCAGAGUGAUUACUUCAGAAUUAUGUUUACUGCAGACAUGAGGGAGCGAGAUCAGGACAAAAUUCAUUUAAAAGGUCUAACUGCUACUGGUUUCAGCCACGUCCUUCAAUUUAUGUAUUAUGGAACUAUAGAACUGAGUAUGAAUACUGUUCAUGAGAUCCUUCAGGCUGCCAUGUAUGUUCAACUUAUAGAGGUGGUGAAGUUCUGCUGCUCUUUUCUGUUAGCAAAAAUCUGCUUAGAGAAUUGUGCAGAAAUUAUGAGACUCUUAGAUGAUUUUGGUGUAAACAUCGAGGGAGUCAGGGAGAAGUUGGACGCCUUUCUGCUAGACAACUUUGUGCCACUCAUGUCCAGACCUGACUUCCUGUCUUAUCUGAGCUUUGAGAAGCUCAUGUCUUAUUUGGAUAAUGAUCAUCUGAGCAGGUUCCCAGAGAUAGAGCUGUACGAGGCUGUGCAGUCUUGGCUGCGGCAUGAUAGAAGACGCUGGAGACAUACCGAUACCAUCAUUCAGAACAUCAGGUUUUGUUUGAUGACCCCAUCCAGUGUUUUUGAGAAGGUUAAGACAUCCGAAUUUUAUAGAUACUCCCGACAGCUGCGCUAUGAAGUUGACCAAGCAUUGAAUUACUUUCAGAACGUUCACCAGCAGCCUUUGUUGGACAUGAAAUCCAGCCGCAUCCGCUCUGCCAAACCCCAAACUACAGUAUUCCGAGGAAUGAUUGGACAUAGCAUGGUUAACAGUAAAAUCCUCCUCUUAAAGAAACCAAGAGUCUGGUGGGAGCUGGAGGGCCCGCAGGUUCCUCUGCGCCCGGACUGCCUUGCUAUUGUUAAUAACUUCGUGUUCUUGUUGGGCGGGGAAGAACUAGGCCCAGAUGGCGAAUUCCAUGCUUCUUCCAAAGUGUUCAGGUAUGACCCGAGGCAGAACUCUUGGCUCCGGAUGGCAGACAUGUCAGUGCCACGUUCAGAGUUUGCAGUUGGUGUUAUUGGGAAGUUUAUUUACGCCGUAGCUGGCAGAACCAGAGAUGAGACUUUCUAUUCAACCGAGAGAUACGACAUCACCAAUGAUAAAUGGGAAUUCGUGGAUCCUUAUCCAGUUAACAAAUAUGGACAUGAAGGGACAGUGCUCAACAACAAGUUGUUUAUCACCGGUGGAAUCACCUCAUCUUCCACCUCCAAACAAGUGUGCGUGUUCGACCCCAGUAAAGAAGGGACCAUAGAACAGCGGACCAGAAGAACGCAAGUGGUUACCAACUGUUGGGAGAAUAAGAGCAAAAUGAAUUACGCAAGAUGCUUUCACAAGAUGAUUUCUUACAACGGCAAGCUUUAUGUCUUCGGUGGUGUCUGUGUGAUCUUGAGGGCCUCUUUUGAGUCUCAGGGAUGCCCUUCCACAGAAGUGUACAACCCCGAGACUGAUCAGUGGACCAUCUUGGCGUCCAUGCCCAUUGGCAGAAGUGGCCAUGGUGUGACUGUGCUGGACAAACAAAUAAUGGUUCUCGGAGGCCUUUGCUACAACGGUCAUUAUAGCGAUUCCAUCCUUACUUUUGAUCCAGAAGAAAACAAGUGGAAGGAAGAUGAGUACCCGCGGAUGCCCUGCAAGCUGGAUGGUUUACAAGUGUGCAACCUGCACUUCCCGGAAUAUAUACUGGACGAGGUCAGGCGUUGCAACUAAUGACAUCUUUCUCCCUUUAAAAAAAGCCAAACGAAAGAUUUGUUUGUGACAAAGUAGUUAAUUAAAAAAAGUAAAGAAAAACCUCACCAGUUUUACUAUCAAAGCCAUUGGUCUAAUAUCGUAAAAAAUUUUUCAUUCUGUGCUAGCAUCUGUUUUUUUUUUUUUUCCUUUUUAGUGGCCUCAAACUCAUGCAAUAAGUUCAUUCUAAGCGCUAGCUCUUGAAACUACUUCCAGAAGCAGUUUAAUAGAGUGAUCCACUUAUCUGGGAAGUUGAUUUUAUGCUUUAAACAUUUCUUUCAGAUGACAGCGUAGGAGUCCUGCAUCUUCUAAGAGAAGACAUGAUAAGUGUCACUGGAUGUAAUUUCGGUUCCUAUCUCGAUCUGAAAUCUUUUGGAACGUUUCAGUGUAUUACAGUCUGUUAGACCUUUUGGUUUUAUAAUUUAAGUUUAAAACUCUUGACCUUUUUGCAUGGCUUUUUGCUGGAAAUGCAAAAAUAUAAAUUUUCUACAAAAUUAACUUUUUUAUAUUCAAAACACUAUUUCUAAGCUGCCUUCUCUUAUCUGCAUUGUGUUAGUGAAAGCAUAUCCAUACUUGCAUACAUCUUACGAACAUAUAAGGCACAUCUCCUUUUAUGCGUGGUUAGGAUUCUAUAUUUUUAAGCUAGUGCACUUGCACACACGGUUUGCCAUACUUGUUGAAUUUUAGAUGUAACGUCUUUUCGUGUAUUAACAUUUUUAGAAAGUUAAAAUAACUGGAGUCCUCAUUGGUAUCAAAGUAGCCUAUGUUCAGUCCAUACUGAUUCAGUAAUAUUGGAACUCUGUGUAUUCCUGAAACAUGUAUGGAUUUCUGAAAACUAACAUUUUAUAUUUUCUUUUCAAAAGUAAACGUUAGUGUUCCUUAUUCAAUGUAUGUCUUCUUUUUGAAAAUGUUUUUCUUUGCAGUCUGUUUAACGUUACCCUGUUUUUAGUGAGAAUCGGAGUGGUAGACGCAGCCCGGGCCUUGUGGCAUGCGAGCACUUUUAAAGAGCAUUUAGGUCAUACCAGACUCCUAAAUAGAGGCCCCUUAAAAGUAAGUGCAACUCCCAUUCUUUACACUCAGUAAGGCUGCUGUGUCUGUUAUUGAAUGGAAAGUAGCAACUCGUGGAAAAUUUGAGCUCAUUUUUGAUGUAGAGGUAAGAAACAGAAUUAUAAUCUUACUGGUCAUAUCUACUUGUUUAUUUAGUACAGAAUACUUAGUGGCACCGGGGAUGUAAGCCCCCAGCCUUUGUUUUAUUUACUGAAAGCUACUAGCAUGAAGGAUAGUAACCUCAAAGUUCAGAACAGAUCAAGAAUAACUGUUUAAAAGCAUUUAUAGUAAGUGUUUUAGGAUUAGCCGUGCACCUUUCAACUCUUUAAACUCAGAAGGAAAAACAAGAUUAAAUUAAGCAAGAAUAACCGGGAGUGGAUCAUUCACAUGGAUGCCAUUUUCUCCUGAGUAGAGUCUAUAUCUGAUACAGACUAGUUCUACACUGGCAGAACUUGCCAGGU
Enhydra lutris kenyoni (northern sea otter) is the source of this 3618-nucleotide messenger RNA. Its product is annotated as kelch like family member 15. Gene Ontology annotation, biological process: protein ubiquitination; nuclear protein quality control by the ubiquitin-proteasome system. The transcript is spliced from 3 exons. Gene Ontology annotation, molecular function: protein binding. NCBI's taxonomy places the organism in Eukaryota, Metazoa, Chordata, Mammalia, Carnivora, Mustelidae. Gene Ontology annotation, cellular component: Cul3-RING ubiquitin ligase complex; nucleus. The record is from RefSeq and is a predicted model, not a curated record. Bases 278 to 2092 code for a protein of 604 amino acids.